AUGCAGCUUGUUAUAGAUACCAAACCACCUGCUCCACCUGGCGCGCCACCAGCAGCAGUACCACCACCACCGGCUCCGGCCGUGCUUCCUCCACUGGAUGAGCAGAAGACGCAAUCGGCAAAAUCGGGGAAAGAGGAUAAGGAACCCAAGAAAGAGGAAACUGCUAAGGAAGGCGAAGAAAAGAAGAAAGAAGGCUCAAAGAAGGAAGGGUCGAAGAAGGAGGAGCCGAAAAAAGAAGGCUCAAAGGAGAAGGAAAGUUCAAAGAAGGAAGGCUCGAAAGAGAAGGAGGGGUCCAAGAAGGAGGGGUCCAAGAAAGAGGGGUCUAAGAAGGAAGGGUCCAAAAAGGAGGGUUCAAAGAAGGAGGGGUCCAAGAAGGAAGGGUCCAAGAAAGAAGAGAAAAAGGAUGGUUCGAAGAAGGAAAUUGCAAAGACGCAGCAAAGUGAGCAAAAGGGGGCCGAGGCGAAAGAGGAGAAGAAGGAGGGAGAGGAGAAGAAGGAGGAAAAGAAGGAGGGCGGGGAGAAAAAAGAGGAAAAGAAGUCGGAAAAAGAAAAGGAAAAGAAAUCUGAAAAGGAAAAGAAGUCGGAAAAGGAAAAGAAAUCGGAAAAGGAAAAGAAGUCGGAAAAGGAGAAAAAAGAGGAGAAGAAGGAAGGGGAGAAAAAGGAAGAAAAGAAGGAGGGGGAGGAGAAAAAGGAGGAGAAGAAGGCUUCGGAAAAGGAAAAGAAAGAGGAGAAGAAAGAAGAGGAGAAAAAGGAGGAGAAGAAGGAAGGGGAGAAGAAGGAAGGGGAGGAAAAGAAGUCGGAAAAGGAGAAAAAAGAGGAGGAAAAGAAGGAGGAGGGGGAAAAGAAGGAGGAGAAAGAGGCUGAUACGGACAAAAAAGAUGAGGGCGAAGGUGAAAGUUGA
Gongylonema pulchrum is the source of this 900-nucleotide messenger RNA. The record is from the annotation of a GenBank genome assembly. Lineage: Eukaryota; Metazoa; Nematoda; Chromadorea; Rhabditida; Gongylonematidae.